AUGGUACGUAGAGCACAGCACGCCCUCCCCGCCCCGCCCGCCUCGGAUACUAACCCGCCGCAGACAAACCCGCACACAGGCCUCCCCGACGAGUGGACCAUAAGGCUCUCCCGGACGCACGACCAGGAGUACUUCUUCAACAAGGAGACCGAGCAGUCGCAGUGGGACGCGCCCCCCGGUACAGACACGGCGAAGCUCGAGCAGUACCUCGGCCGGGCGCUGCACCGGCCAGCCAAGGUCCGCGUCAGACACUUGCUCAUCAAGCACAGGGACUCGAGAAAGCCCUCCUCCUGGAAGGAGGACACCAUCACCCGCACCAAGGAGUCCGCCGUCGAGAAGUUGAAGAGCUACAAGGACGAGAUCGAGCGGGGCGACGCCACCUUGGACCAGCUCGCCGUCGACAACUCCGACUGCAGCUCCCACGUCAAGGGCGGCGACCUCGGCUUCUUCGGCAAGGGCGAGAUGCAGCCCUCCUUCGAAAAGGCCAGCUUCGCCCUCCAGGUCGGCGACAUGAGCAACGUCGUCGAAACAGACUCCGGCGUCCACCUCAUCGAGAGAAUCGGCUAG
This is a messenger RNA of Pichia membranifaciens NRRL Y-2026, 567 nucleotides long. RefSeq lists its product as hypothetical. Gene Ontology annotation, cellular component: nucleus; cytosol. The record is from RefSeq and is a predicted model, not a curated record. Lineage: Eukaryota; Fungi; Ascomycota; Pichiomycetes; Pichiales; Pichiaceae. Gene Ontology annotation, molecular function: peptidyl-prolyl cis-trans isomerase activity; protein binding. The coding region runs from base 1 to 567 and encodes 188 amino acids. The transcript has a single exon.